Messenger RNA from Cydia amplana, 1690 nucleotides. RefSeq names its product ELAV-like protein 1. The record is from RefSeq and is a predicted model, not a curated record. The transcript has a single exon. NCBI's taxonomy places the organism in Eukaryota, Metazoa, Arthropoda, Insecta, Lepidoptera, Tortricidae. Bases 407 to 1489 code for a protein of 360 amino acids. Gene Ontology annotation, molecular function: RNA binding. Gene Ontology annotation, cellular component: ribonucleoprotein complex.
AUGUGGUGGAUGGUGGAAAAUAAAUGUUAAUGUGGCAACCUUUUAAAAAGAAAGUGAAGUGAAAGAAAUGAAUUUACGAGAAUAGGUCGCACGUCGCAUAGAUUUUUGGUUGAUUUCCUUUUCACUUUGCUUUCGUAUUCUCCGUAAGAUCUAAUAAACUGACGUUAAUUUGUGUUUUUGGUUAUAUUUUGAUUCAACGGAGUCGGUGCCGUAACACCGAACGCAAGAUAAGUACGAAUGUGGACAGCAUCUUAUUGAUUUUCUUUCCUUGCAUACGCUUUCAACCAACGCGAAGUGGUGUUAACAAAACUAGUGAAGAAUCUAUGAUCUAGUUCAUAUUUAAUUAACUUUUUAGUCCAGCGACUGGACCGUUUCCCCGGACAUCUGUAAAAAUAAAUUAGUGAAAAUGAUGGCUAAUUCACUUGACACCGUUAACGCGAAUCAACCCACGCAAAAUGGAAGCAAGGUGCAGCCGAGCAAUAACGAGUCGAAGACCAACCUUAUAGUGAACUACUUGCCACAGACGAUGACGCAGGAGGAGAUCAGGUCACUGUUCUCGAGCGUCGGCGAAGUAGAAAGUUGCAAGUUGAUAAGAGACAAAGUGACCGUAUUCCCCGACCACAUCCUGAACGGACAAAGUCUCGGAUACGCCUUUGUCAACUACCACAAGGCGGAGGACGCAGAGAAAGCGGUCAACACACUGAACGGCUUGAGAUUACAGAACAAGAUCAUCAAAGUUUCGUACGCGCGGCCCAGCUCCGACGCUAUCAAAGGCGCUAACUUGUAUGUGUCCGGGCUGCCCAAGCACAUGACGCAGCAGGAGCUAGAAAAGCUGUUCGGGCCUUACGGCUCCAUCAUCAGCUCGCGCAUCCUGCACGAGAACGUGAACGUCGGCCACCUGCUGCAGGGCGGCGGCGACGGCGAGACCAUCCAAGGACCGUCGCGCGGCGUCGCCUUCAUCCGGUACGACCAGCGUUGCGAAGCCGAAGCCGCCAUUCGCGAGCUCAAUGGCACCGUGCCGCCUGGAGGGACGGGGCCUAUGACUGUCAAGUGCGCUAACAACCCCAGCAACCAGAACAAAGCCCUCGCCCCUCUGGCCGCAUACCUGGCACCGACGUCCACACGCCGCUUCGUUGGACCUGCAGGCAAGGCUCUCCUAGCCAUCAACAAAGGUUUGCAGAGAUUUUCUCCCCUAGCCGACCCCCUGAUUCAAGGUAAUGCUCUAGGAGGCUCAGGUUGGUGCAUUUUCGUGUACAACAUUGGGGCUGACACAGAGGAAAGCAUCCUGUGGCAGCUCUUUGGCCCGUUCGGUGCCGUCCAGAGUGUUAAAAUUAUAAGAGAUCCCACCACCAACAAGUGCAAAGGUUAUGGAUUUGUGACCAUGACCAACUACGAUGAGGCAGUGGUGGCCAUCCAGUCACUCAAUGGCUACUCAUUGAAUGGCCAGGUGCUCCAGGUCAGCUUCAAAACGAAUAAGAGUAAAUCUUAAGCUCUGCAAAGUCUAGUCAAUAAAUUGUAGCUAAUACAAAAAUGUUGAUCAUUACUGUCAUGGACAUCACAAAAGAUUGAUUAAUUUUAGUAUGACAUAGGUAACAGAGUGACAUGAGAUUGUUUUUAAGUCAGUGUGAAUAACAAGUACAAAUAUGAACCUUCCCUGAAAUGGACUAGCUUCUUGUGGCUUAACAGUACU